Messenger RNA from Bursaphelenchus okinawaensis, 1249 nucleotides. NCBI's taxonomy places the organism in Eukaryota, Metazoa, Nematoda, Chromadorea, Rhabditida, Aphelenchoididae. The record is from the annotation of a GenBank genome assembly.
AUGCGAGUGGUACCGUUUGAUGACUUUGAAUUGAACCUAGAAGAAGUGAAUUUCCCUGAAGAAGAUCCUAUACCCGAAGACAAUAUCUUCUUAUUUGCUAUGCUAUCGAUAUUCGGUGGAAGUGUACUACUAAUAGUGAUGAGUAAGUUGCAUUUGCUUUGUAAAAAAUUUUAAAAAACAGUUGCAUUUUUAUCUAUCCUUUGCUGAUUUUGGCAAAAUAAAAUUAAGUUUACGGGUAGGGGUCUAACUCUACAAGAUCCUCUCUAACCUGUAUAUCAAAAAGAAACGUUAUUCAAAGUUUUCCCAGCCGAUUUUUAUACCAAAGUCUUUAUAUAAUCAAGCGUCAUAUUUAAAAGUAAUUUCGUCACUUGGGACAAUAUAGUUCAUUAACAUCUACGUAUUCAGCGGCAAUACAAAGGGGUUGUUUUCUUCGAAAGAAACCAUACCGUUUUUUCUAAAAAUCCCGUUUUUGGCAUGAUUAAUGUGUUCUAGAACUUUUGUGUUGAAGUAUCUUUUUCACAAUGAAAUUUUGGUACAACUAACUUCUUUAUAACAAAAAUUUGGUAUAACGAACACUUUGCAAACCUCGAUGUGUUUACAUAGCUUUAAGGCAGAAAAGAUUAGAGCGGGUCGGCUUGCGACGGUCUGGCCCGGUUGCAUUGAGUUUCUUUGGUCACGCCCGGCUACAUAUGUAAAUUUGGGCAAGAAAGAGGCCAGACUAGGUUUAAGAAAUCUCAAUUCAAUUUUAUGUAUAAUAAACUCUUCUAUAACGAAACUUUAUGUAAAACGAGCAAAUUUUAAAUCAAUAUCUAUCACUGCACACUCUAUUCUAAACUUCUGUAUUCGGAAGCUUGUUUAUUACAAACAAAUUUACGAUUUUUGAGUAAUUUUACACAGGAUUUUUUUAUACAGGAGUUUCACUGUAUAAUACUUCAAAUUCAAAGUUAUAAAUCAAAAAAAAAACCUUUUUUUAUUUUUUUUAGUAGCCGCAAUUUACUUCUGCUUCCGAUCCGUCUGCCAACAGUUGCUAUGUUUACCAUCGGAAACCGGCCAAGUUGAAACGGAAUGCCAAGUAAUUGAACGACCACCAACUCCGCGGCCCGAAAGUUUUCGACGAAAUUCGGCCCAGGCACAUUAUCGAAUUUUGAUCCAGAAAAAGUUUGAAAAAGAGUUUGGCAAAAUCCAAUCGUACAUGGGACCAGGAAGGGAGCAUCUACUGGUCGAUGGUGACAUUGGCGACAUUGUUUGA